Carassius gibelio (silver crucian carp) is the source of this 2364-nucleotide messenger RNA. Its product is annotated as tripartite motif-containing protein 16. The transcript has 6 exons. Gene Ontology annotation, molecular function: protein binding; zinc ion binding. The coding region runs from base 243 to 1958 and encodes 571 amino acids. The record is from RefSeq and is a predicted model, not a curated record. NCBI's taxonomy places the organism in Eukaryota, Metazoa, Chordata, Actinopteri, Cypriniformes, Cyprinidae.
UAAAUUUUUUAAAGAAACACCAGUCUGAAAUAUCAAGUAGCAAAACAAGCUGUUUUGUACAGAAUAUCUCUCCAGAUUCUGAUGAAACAGAGGUUUUGCACACGACUCUCAAACACAAGACCAGUAACCACGUCACAGUUUCUGAUAAGAGAAAGUGAAAGUGAAGAGCUUUACUCUCUCUCUCUCUCUCUCUCUCUCUCUCUCUCUCUCUCUCUCUCUCUCUCUUUCUCUCUCUUUCUCUCAUGAUGGCCGAAGCCAGUAUUCCAGUGGCUCAGGAUGAGUUCUCGUGUCCGGUGUGUCUGGAUCUCCUGAAGGAUCCAGUGGCUAUUCCCUGUGGACACAGUUACUGUAAGAUCUGUAUUACAGACUGCUGGGAUCAGGAGGAUCAGAAGAGAGUCUACAGCUGUCCUCAGUGCAGACAGACCUUCAGUCCAAGACCUGCUUUAUCUACCAAUGUGCUGCUGGCAGAAAUGCUGGAGAAACUGAAGAAGACCAGACUCUCUGAUGACUGUUCCUCUGGAUCUGGAGAUGUGCAGUGUGACGUCUGUACUGGGAAGAAACACAAAGCCGUCAAGUCCUGUCUGGUGUGUCUGAACUCUUACUGUCACAAUCACCUCGAGCAACACGAGAGCUUCUUCAGAGGAAAGAAACACAAACUGACCGAAGCCACUGGACGACUGCAGGAGAUGAUCUGCACUACACAUGAAGAACCGCUGAAGCUCUACUGCAGAACCGACCAGCGCUGCAUCUGUUAUCCGUGUGUGAUGGAGGAACACAAGAACCAUGAAACUGUGACGGCAGAAGCAGAGAGGACAGAGAAACAGAGGGUCCUGAAGGAGACACAGAAGACGCUCCAGCAGAGAAUCCAGCAGAGAGAGAAAGAUCUCCAGCAGCUGAGAGAGACUGUGGAGUCUCAUAAGCGCUCUGCACAGACAGCAGUGGAGGACAGUGAGAGGAUCUUUACUGAGCUCAUCCGCUCCAUUGAGAGAAGCCGCUCUGAGCUGAUACGACUGAUCAGAGAUCAGGAAAAAACUGCAGUGAGUCGAGCUGAAGAACGACUGGAGCGACUGGAGCAGGAGAUCAAUGAUCUGAGGAGGAGAGACGCUGAGCUGGAGCAGCUUUCACACACACAGGAUCACAUCCAGUUCCUGCAGAGUUUCUCCGUUCCUCCUGAAUCCACAGAGCAGCCCGUCACCAUCAGCUCUCACUUCUCUUUCACUGACCUGGAGAAAUCAGUUUCUAGACUCAAAGACAAACUGGAGGAUUUCUGCAAAGAAGAGAUUGAACAGAUUUCUGGCAGAGUGACAUACAUCGAAAUCAUUCCCCUCGAGGAGUUGAAGACCAGGCCAGAGCUUCUGCGAUAUUGCAGGUUUCUCACUCUGGAUCCAAACACAGUGAAUGAAGACAUCCAUCUGUCUGAGCGAAACAGAGCGGCUCUAAGCACUGAAACAGUCCAGUCGUAUCCUGAUCAUCCAGACAGAUUUGAUUGUGUGUGGCAGGUGUUGUGUAGAGAGAGUGUGUGUGGACGCUGUUACUGGGAGAUUGAGUGGAGUGCUGGUGAUGGUGUGGAUAUAUCAGUGUCAUAUAAGAGCAUCAGCAGGAAGGGAGACGGUGAUGAGUGUUGGUUUGGAUGUAAUGAUCAGUCCUGGAGUCUGGACUGCUCUCCUGACAGUUACUUAUUCAUACACAAUAAGAUACAGACCGCUUUCCCUGUAGAGUCCAUCAUCAGGAAAACAGGAGUGUCUGAUGAUGAUGAUGAUGAUGAUGAUGAUGUCAGGAGAAUAGGAGUGUUUGUGGAUCACAGAGCAGGAACUCUGUCCUUCUACAGUGUCUCUGACACAAUGAGCCUCAUCCACACAGUCCAGACCACAUUCACUCAGCCGCUCUACCCUGGGUUUGGUGUUUAUAAAGGAUCAUCAGUGAAACUGUGUGACCUAACAGCAGAGAUGGAUACUUGAGUCACACACAAGUCACAAAAGAACACAACUUGAACACAAGAGCAAGUCAAGAUGCAGGGUGUUUUUUGUGACUUGUGUUGUCUGUAAGAAACAUAACACCUGACUCGAGACUUGACUUUGAUUUGAAGACUGACUGGUGAAAAACACUAGUUAUUCUGGUAUGGCAUUGCUGAUUAUGUUCUGGGUUUAACAGCAUCAACACCAUAUUCUUCUGUUGACUCCUCAUUCAUCAAAUGUGCCCAUAACAAUUCAUCUGUAAACACACAUUCUGCAUCAUUAUACACAUGUGAUGCAUCUGAAGGCACACAUCUAUCACACACUGGAAAAGUGUGGUUAUAUAAAUGAACAACUAACAAUAACAGUACAGCAAAGUUACCUUGAAAAUUCUUUAGUAUUUGGAGAAACA